Messenger RNA from Procambarus clarkii (red swamp crayfish), 1330 nucleotides. Lineage: Eukaryota; Metazoa; Arthropoda; Malacostraca; Decapoda; Cambaridae. The record is from RefSeq and is a predicted model, not a curated record.
AGGCAUACAGUUAAGGACCAAGGCAAAAUCCCUUGUGAAGCGCCGGCGAGUGUGGUUACCAUUGCGCUACCUGACACUUCGGCCGUGUUGCAACAGCGUCUCUGUGAUAAGAUUUUGGAUAUAAGUGUUGGCUGCAAGGCAGCAGUAGAAGACUCAGGCACGACGUCAAACCUGCUCCUACCACAGUUACUCCAGGCACUUGAACACACCGGCACCACCACAGAACACAUCUGCACCAUUCUUGACAACACAGGUGCAGCAGAAGCCACAGCUGAAUCACUAUAUCGCUCAGCUGUUCUCCGUCAGCUGCACAGCGUCUUCAACAUGACCAAGCGGCUGCUGUUAGUGCCACUCUCGGUGGCGUGGGUGUCGGCGCUGUUCUGCGUUACCCAGGUCCUCUCUGCUGGAAAAUGUGACCCUGAUUGUGCUGGCAAGAGCCCUCAAGAUCUGGUUCAGAAUCAUGUUGACUGCACUAAGUAUUACGUUUGUUUGGGGGACGGAAUCGUCUCGCAAGUUUCUCUGGAUUGUCCACUUACUGAAUAUUUCGACGAAAAUGCACUUAUCUGUGAUACUCCUAACACAGCUGGUAAAUGUAACUGGGAUGAAUGCGUGCCAAACACUUGCCGUUUAGCAUGCACCGAAGUGCCGGACAUAAUCGCAGACAAAAAUAAUUGUAGUAGGUACUAUUCUUGCAAUGCUGACAGGAAUGUUCAGGGGCCAAAUGACUGUCCUGUUGCUAACCCUUAUUUUGACAGCCAGACCCAGAAAUGCGUGUCUGACCCAACUGUGUGCUGUGACCUGUGCAUUGCUUACUGCCCUACUUAUUUGGCAGAGAUACCAGACCCCUACGACUGCAGUAAGUACUACAUGUGCCUACAGGAUGGAAAAGUUGACGAAACGUAUCAUUACACCUGCCCUUCAGGAGAAACGUUUGACCCAACAGCAGGUCAGUGUGUGCUUAGCGACGGUUGUACUCCACUGUGUGGUGCCAGUUCUAACUGCCAGGAUUCUAUGACGUGUACGUCAGUGGGCUUCUUCCCCAAGUGCACAACGUGUGAGAAGGAGUACUUCCGUUGUCAGAACGUCGGACAGCCAGGCAUCGUUGGAGCCUGUGAAGAUGGCCAGGUCUUCAACACGGACCCCUCCUACCCUUACUGUAUCCCUCCCGGGGAUUGUCCCCACCAUCCAUAACUCCAAUUCCUAUCCAUCACCAACUGCAAUUCACCACCCACUGUCCUCCACCAACCACUGCCCUCCACCACCCACUGUCCUCCACCAACCACUGUCCUCCACCAACCACUGCCCUCCACCACCCACUGCCCUCCACCAA